This is a messenger RNA of Gambusia affinis (western mosquitofish), 2349 nucleotides long. RefSeq names its product PRELI domain containing 3 (gene prelid3b). Gene Ontology annotation, cellular component: mitochondrial intermembrane space. The transcript is spliced from 5 exons. Gene Ontology annotation, molecular function: phosphatidic acid transfer activity. Lineage: Eukaryota; Metazoa; Chordata; Actinopteri; Cyprinodontiformes; Poeciliidae. Gene Ontology annotation, biological process: phospholipid transport. The record is from RefSeq and is a predicted model, not a curated record. Bases 764 to 1426 code for a protein of 220 amino acids.
UGGUUGCAGAUUUAAACCGACUUUCCUGACCGGAGCUUUUAUUAACGUUGAUUUUCUUUUUAUUUUGAUUGUGUAAUAUACCAUAUGCAAAGAUAGACCACUGAACAUUGUUUUUAAAAGCCAUGUUUCUAUAUAUAAACUCUUGUUUCUUUUGUUAUAACAUGUUCGAGCGUAUCAAGUACACUGAUAUACUGUACCGUAAUUGCUUUGGUUUUAAUAACACUAAAAUACUUAAAUGAUUCUUAAAGCGGCCAAGAAAUUGAAUUAAAUUUCUUGAAUUAAAUUGAAUUAAACUGAUCAUAAGAGGCUAUCAUUGACUGGUCUCUGCAGGUUUUCGGCUUGCGUAACUCGCGGGUCAGAUCCGAGCAGCCCCUUUAACCUUUCCCCUACAUUCUUCCGUACGUGCUGUCGUAAUUGCACACGUUACUAAAUUACGGCGGCGUGUUCACGUGUCUCCAUGGAAACGUUUGUGUUCUACUUCUACUAGCUAGCAGUUCUCCCUGUCGCUCUUUGAAAAGUCAGAUUUUAAGCAUUUUGUUUUGCGUAUUACAUACAAAUAUUUUUUUUCCUUAAGUUUUCAAAGCUGGAGCUGUUUAAUUCAGCUUUUUUCUUUAUAUUUUAGUCAUGUUAUAAUUAUGUAUCCCCGCCUCUCGCCCGGAACGUUAGCAGGAGAUAGGCACGAGCACCACUUAUUUUCUAACAAGGGUGUUAGAAAAUGAAUGGAUGGAUGGAUAAUUAUGUAUUGAUCGAGUAAAGCACUCUAAUGAGUGCCUAUCUCCAUCCUUGGGAGAUGGUGACCAAGGCUGCUAUGCAGAAGUAUCCAAAUCCCAUGAAUCCCAGUGUGUUUGGAGUGGAUGUACUAGACCGAAACCUUGACCAACAGGGCCGCCUCCACAGUAAAAGGCUGCUCAGCACAGAGUGGGGCCUACCGUCCAUUGUAAAAUCUCUCAUCGGAAAUGUACGAACGUGCACCUACAUUCAGGAGAGCUCGAUUGUGGAUCCAAAAGAGAAAAUGUUUGAACUUCAAUCUUCAAAUAUCACCUUCACAAACAUGGUGUCUGUGGAUGAAAGGUUAACCUACAAACCACAUCCUGAAGAUCCAGAGAAGUAUAUUUCAUGUUACUCUUUCAGUUUUUCUUUUUGCGUUGUGAAUUGUGAUGUAUUAAAUUUUCUCUCUGAUUUCUUUCAAAUCAUCAUUCUUUUUAGAACAAUAUUAACUCAAGAAGCUAUCAUCUCAGUGAAAGGCAUCAGUCUCAGCAGUUACCUGGAAGGGGUCAUGGCCAACACCAUUUCAACCAAUGCUGGAAAGGGCCGUGAAGCCAUGGAGUGGGUUAUAAGGAGGCUGAACGCAGAGAUCGAGGAGCUGGCAGCCACAGCGCGAGGGACCAUACGAACCCCAAUGGCUGCUGCAGUCACAGAGAAAUGACACCUUCCUCAUUAGUUUAGAGACUGUACAUUGAGACCACCAGCCUCCCUUUAUGAUGCUCUGGUGCUGAUUUGGUGCUCUGGGCUUUUUGUAGUGUUCAAGGGGUACACUUUACUAUCUACAUUAGAUGUAUUUAAAGCAGCAGACUCCAGCAUUAACUGGUUCUGAAGAGACUUUCCAGGGCAGCACAGCACUGAUGUGGGCAACAGAUGGAGAAUCAUGCAGCACACUCAGGGACAGGUUUAAACACUAUUGACAGGAGCAACUGGCUGAACCAGAAACACAAGAAAAAGUGCCAAAGCAGACCUUGCUUUUUGUCCAAUCUCUCUCACACCUAUCUUUGCCAGAUGUGCUUUGAUAUUUUUAUAUCAGAAUGUCAUCGACUGUUCUAGUUUCAGCUUCCUACAAAGAUGAGCUGUAAAGAGAGGCAGUUCUUAUUGAGCUCCAGAAGAGACUAAAGGGGCUUACAUUGACGUGUGAUGGCAGAAAACUACUUGUGAAAGUGUCAUUUAAAUUAUGUUUAUGAACAAAAGUUGGAGUAAAUGAGGAGGUUAAAGGGUCAGAAACCCUCUCAACACUUUUCUGUGGGACCGCAGCAAUACUGGGACUCUGUACUGGGCACCAUGUGCAAGCCUGAUUCUAGACUGUAUUUAUUAACUUGUUAUAAAUGUUUGUCUUAUGAGAGGAUCAAACUUGCCAUAUUUAUUACUUUGAGUUGAUGGGAAGAUUCUUUCCAAUGCGACAUCAGGAGCAAUCUUUUGUUGGUGUAUUUAAGUGUCUUCCGUCAUAAAAUUGAUUCAUGACCCUUUUAUAAAUGUCUUUAAACUGUUAAAGUUAUUUAUUUAGUUUCUUCUAAAGAGGGUUGUGGAUUUUUUUUGUCUAUUAAUAAUGUGAUAAUAAAUUUCUUUAUUUAAAAACUGCAA